GUCGGUCUGUCCCAUUCGCAAUGGGUUCUCUUCGGAUGCUGCUACUUGUUGCCCUAUCCAUUGUGCAUCUUUUGGACUUGGGAGCCGCCUUGGUCAGUGACGCAGAGUGGGCUGCAUACAAGAGCAAGUACAACAAGAAGUACACAUUGGAAGACGCAAAUCACCGUGGGCUGUACGAGAAAAAGGUUGUGUUGGUGCGAAAUCACAACCUAAAAUACGAGAAGGGCCAGGAAGACUAUUUCAUGAAAUUGAACGAGUUCUCCGACACCGAUCAAAAAGUGCUCUACACUUAUCGCUCAACUAUACCACCGCCCACUGAUCCCGAUAAUGAUUUGGAUGCCCGCUCUGAUAUUCCGAAAAACUACACGCGUUACGAUGAUAUAAAGGGCGGGAUCGACUGGCGCGACCACGGCUACAUCUCCCCCGUUGGAAAUCAGGGCACCGAGUGCCUCAGCUGCUGGGCCUUCGCCUCCUCAGGGGUCCUUGAGGCGCACCUCGCCAUUAAGGCCGGUCGGCUGGUGACGCUUUCCCAAAAGCACCUGGUGGACUGCGUGCCAGCUCCCAACAACGGAUGCUACGGUGGCUGGGUGAGCGUGGCCUUUAACUACACCAGAGACCAUGGUAUUGCGCCAAUGGAAUCCUAUCCGUCCUACCAACCCAAGACCGACACCUGCCGGUACAUCCCCACGAAAAGCAGGAAAGGGGCCGAGAGCUACUACACUCUCAAGCUCGGCGACGAAAAGGAGUUGGCCGAAGUGGUCUACAACAUUGGACCUGUUGCCAUAUCCAUUAAUCACCUCUAUCAAGAGUUUGAGGAGUAUGGCGGCGGGGUUUUGAACAUAAAAAAUUGCACGACGGAAAGGAUUAGACUGACGCAUUCAAUGCUGCUAGUGGGCUUUGGUACAGAUCCGAUUAGGGGCGACUACUGGCUGAUCAAGAACUCUCAAGGCACAUCGUGGGGCGAAGAGGGAUACUUGAGACUGGCGCGCAACGCCGGCAAUAUGUGUGGCGUGGCCUCGCUUGCCCAGUAUCCAGUUAUUAAAAACGAAAAAUAACUAUGAAAAUAUUUAAAAAAUAUAUAUUUUUAUAUAUAGAAAUUUUUAAAAACAAAUUGAAUUUAUAUAA
Drosophila kikkawai is the source of this 1125-nucleotide messenger RNA. Its product is annotated as crustapain-like. Gene Ontology annotation, molecular function: cysteine-type endopeptidase activity. Gene Ontology annotation, cellular component: lysosome. NCBI's taxonomy places the organism in Eukaryota, Metazoa, Arthropoda, Insecta, Diptera, Drosophilidae. The record is from RefSeq and is a predicted model, not a curated record.